This is a messenger RNA of Sphaerodactylus townsendi, 987 nucleotides long. RefSeq lists its product as uncharacterized. Bases 280 to 882 code for a protein of 200 amino acids. The record is from RefSeq and is a predicted model, not a curated record. NCBI's taxonomy places the organism in Eukaryota, Metazoa, Chordata, Lepidosauria, Squamata, Sphaerodactylidae. The transcript is spliced from 3 exons.
UAAGUGAGGACUGUGCACUGGAAGUUCAUAGGACACUGCCAGGACUCCUGUUGCGUAACGCAUGGAUGCUUGUUUGCUGGGAGCACUCUAACAGCAGUUUUACAGCCUGUGCGCUGGAGGCAUGAGGGACAGGAAGUUCCGGGGUUAAACAUGCAACGUCACGUCGUUUUCCCGUUAGCUCACUAGGCUGCCCUUCCAAGGCGCCUGUGCGGGCUCGUUGGCCCAUCCCCCUCUCGCAAUUCUAUCACCCUCAGUAACAGUGAGCACUUAAGGGUCGAUAUGUCGUCCUCUCGGGGUGUGAACUGGUCGGAAGAGGAGGUGGAGGCGAUGAUACUGUCUGUGAUCAGCAGGGGGGUGGCGCCGAACCUGGUGGGUAGCGGGAAGGCUCCCAACAGGAAAAUAUACUCCGGCCUCAGCAAGGCCAUGGCAAGGAGGGGACACAACAGGAGCCCUACUCAGAUUCAAAACAAGUGGAAAGCGCUCAAAAAAGAGUACUUAAAGCUGAGAGCGGCCUGCGGUGGAGAACCAAGCGUCGCUGGGAGGCCAAAGCACUACUCCCUCAUGCGCGAGGCUUGGCUGAAGGCUGGUGGUCCCGAGCAGACAUCGGAAAUGAAGGGGGGAAUGUCUAGGGACACAGAGGGGGCUCUAACCACGGCAGGGCGCUCUGCAACAGAAACCACGACACGUGCAGUUGGCACUCAGACAGAGCCAUCGCUGGAUGCCAACUACAGGGAUCUGGAGCGCAGGCUGGCUGUGGUUGAGAAGUGGAUGAACAGGAGGAAGGGGGCCGCCAGGAGGCUCCUGGCAAAGCGGAGGGCUGCAGAGAAGGCAGGCAAACCACAUGGCGCGGCAUCCAGCGAAACAAGCACCAAACUUCCCUAACCCAUCUCCCGCGGCCCUCAGUUGUCUUAGCUGUAAAUGCAUUGCUUAAAUCACACAAUAAAGGCAAUUGCAAUUUUCACAAAUGCUUGUGCAUAUGGUUUAUUA